AAUAAAUUUACGAAUGAUUUUAACUAUAAAAUAAAUUGAUCUGAGAUGCCAACUAAUCAUUUGAAAAAAUAAUAAUAAUCAUCAUCAUGUAUCCAAACUUAGAAUCGUAUGUUUAUAAUCCAUCCAAUUUUAAUGUAAUUUACAAUCCGGCUAUGCCGGUUUGUUGUUCGCUUGUUGGUGAAAAACGACAAUUAGAACCGGGUUUGAUGAUUACAGUAUUGGGUCGUUGUCAUCCGUAUAUUGAACAAGGAAGUACACAAAGUUUUCGUGUAGAUUUUUUCAAUGGUGAAUGUGAACAUUAUGGUGGUGGUGCUGAAAAUAUAGCGUUUCAUUUUAAUCCUCGUUUCGAAAACAGAUCAGGUAUGAUCAUAAUGAAUUCUUGUGAAUAUGGUCAAUGGGGUCAAGAAAUACGUCCAUUCGAAAGACCAUUUCCGUUUCGAUCUGGUGGCAAUUUUCGUCUUACUUUCAAAGUAGAAACCGAACAUUUUGAAGUGCAAAUAGAUGGUCAGCAUCUAUGUCAGUUUCGACAUCGUUAUAACUUUUACAAUAUUCGACGUAUGCACAUUAGCGGUCGAUUGGAUAUCGAUCAAAUCAAGUUUGAAAUGGUCGGUGGUGGUAUGCCACGAUACAUUAUGGGGCCUCAAUUGCCUUAUUACGAGUAUUUGCCGCAGCUUAGCGAAAGACCGCAUGACAUUGCAAUGGUGGGAACAGUACGCUAUCCGUUUGUCGAAUAUUUUGCCAUCAACUUAGCCAGUAGCGAGCAAGGUCGUUUUAGAUGCGAAUCAGAAUUCAAUAACAUUCCAAUUCAUGUAAGCAUACGUGCACAACAAGGCCAAAUUGUUCGUAAUACUAAAAACUAUGGAAAUUGGGGCCAAGAAGAGACCGAUUUAAAUGGACCGUUUGAAUUUCAACCAGGACAACGAUUCUUUUUAAUGCUUUCAAUUCGACCAGAUUGUUUUAGUGUACAGAUUAAUGGUAGAUUUGGAUUUGCAUAUCGUCAUCGAUUGUCAUGGCAAUCGAUUGAUUCACUUCAAAUUUAUGGAAGUGUUGAUUUAAGUGAAAUCCGUAUUCAACCAGUUUAAUUUAAUCAGUCUGGUUUUUUUACAAAAAAAAUCAUUCUAUCAAUAAAUCAUUUGUUAUCGAA
Molecule: messenger RNA, 1144 nt
Organism: Dermatophagoides pteronyssinus (European house dust mite)
Lineage: Eukaryota; Metazoa; Arthropoda; Arachnida; Sarcoptiformes; Pyroglyphidae
Molecular function (GO): carbohydrate binding
Source: RefSeq, a predicted model, not a curated record